GCGAACUCUUAAGUAGGUCACGGGAUGGCACUCAGCGCCCGGCCGCAGCGCUUCUAGCUGAAAACGUCGGCUGAGGAAAAAUUGCUCUCUCCGUAGCGCAGGUCUAUAAAUAGAUGGACCCUUAAACCCAGUAUUCGUCGCCGCGGUAGCGCCCUUUCUUCGAGGUCACCCCCGGUGAUGCUCCGCUGAAUCAAUCGGCGCGCGGGCGGCGGGCGCAUGCGCGGGCUGUCGGUCGAUGCGGCGGGCGGCGCGGCCGGCAGUGGGGAGCGCGCCGCCGGAGGGGCAUCAUGCGUGCGCGUUGACGGCGACAACGGCAAGCUGUAUCUGCGGGAGUACGCGGAGGAGGAGCGGCCGCCGGGCCGGGACGAAUGGCGGCGCCAGGACUGGUCCGGGGGCGGCGCGCGCGGCCGCCUGCCCCAAGUGGACCGCAGCCCCAGCCGCCGGAGCCCCUACCUGGCGCGGGACGACGAGCCUUCGCCCGCGCCGGACGAACGCGGCCGGUCGGCCUCCGCCGGCGCCCACCACCGCGCGCGCCCGCGCCCCUUACGCUACCAAUCUCUAGAACGCGACUACGAACGCUCCUACGCCCCGCCACCGCCCCCAGAUGAGGACUACUACCGAUCAGGAAGAGAACCCCCGGGUUUAUUCCUGGGGGAACUCCAAUCGCAGAACUCCGAUCUGCAACGGGAGCUGGGAAACCUUAAGAAGGAGCUGGAAUUGACGAAUCAGAAGCUCGGCUCCAGCAUGCAUAGCAUCAAGACCUUCUGGAGUCCGGAGCUGAAGAAGGAGCGAGCGCUGAGGAAGGAGGAGUCGGCCAAGUACAGCCUCAUCAAUGAUCAACUCAAACUGCUCAAUCAGGAGAAUCAGAAACAAGCGAUGCUAGUGAGACAGCUAGAGGAGGAGCUGCGGUUGCGGAUGCGACAGCCGGCGCCGGAGUUGACGGGCCAACUGGAGGCGCUGUUCGCAGAGAACGAACAUCUGCAGAGGGAGAUAGCAAUACUUAGGGACACCAUCAAGGAAUUAGAAUUGAGGAUCGAAACGCAGAAACAAACACUUCAAGCACGAGAUGAGAGCAUCAAGAAGUUGCUAGAAAUGUUACAAAACAAAGGCAUGGGGAAAGAGGAAGAACGGCAAAUGUUCCAACAGAUGCAAGCGAUGGCUCAAAAACAGGAGCUCAAGGCGACGGCGGACACUCUGCGAGCGCUGCAGGUGCAGCUGGAGCGCGCGCUGGCGGCGGCCGGGCUGCCGGGCGGCUCCGCCGGCGCCACGCUCACCGCCGUGCUGGAGACCAAGGAGGCCCGCAUCGCCACGCUCGAGCGCCAGGUGGCUCUGCUCGAGGGCGAGCUGGCUGCCUACGGCUCGCCGCCGCCGCCGUCGCUCGCGCCCUCCCACGCCUCGCUAUACGAUAAGGCCGAACCACCCUUCAAGAGACAACUGGAUGAGUUCCGUCUGGAGAUUCAGAGGAGAGACCAGGAGAUCCUGGCGAUGGCGGCGAAGAUGAAGGCUUUGGAGGAGCAGCACCAGGACUACCAACGGCACAUCGCCGUGCUGAAGGAGUCUCUGUGCGCGAAGGAGGAACACUACAGCAUGUUGCAAACUGAUUAUUCCCGUCGUCAGGUGGAAGAACUGAAAGCCAGGUUAGAUGAGAAGUCCCGAUUGGUGGACAAGAAGACGGCGGCGGCCAUGGCGGCUGCGCACGAGUUGGCAGAGUUCAGAGACCACUCGGAGAUCAAGGAUCGGAAGAUCAAUGUGCUGCAGAGAAAGAUUGAAAACCUUGAAGACCUUUUAAAGGAAAAAGACAAUCAGGUUGAUAUGGCAAGAGCGAGACUAAACGCUAUGCAAGCGCACCAUUGCUCAUCUGAAGGCGCUUUAUCGUCUCUCGAAGAAGUCAUAGGAGACAAAGAAAAGCAAAUCCAACAACUAAGAGAGCAGAGAGACCGAGCAGAACACGAUAAGAACGAGGAGAGAGAGCUUCAUGAAAGAGAGAUAGCAGAUUACAAAAUGAAACUGCACGCACUAGAAAGCGAGGUCGAAAAGCUUGGUGCAAGGCUUGAGCGAGCACAAGCAGAGAAAGACCGUUUAGAAGCCAAGUUAGAAAGCUCACAAUCAGAACUCGGCAAAUCUAAAGCGGAGCUCGACAAAGCAGCGAAUGAAGUAGGCAGGUCUGGUGCUGAUUGGGAAGCGGCUAAGCAGCGUCUAGCUCGACUGGAAUUAGAAAACGAGCGGUUGAAGCAUGAGCUUGAAAGAUCGCAAACGACAUUCGGUAGAAGCACUCUAUCGACUGCCACUGAGCUAGAUAGAGUGCAAGAGAAGGCUGACAAGAUAUCGGCAGACUUGAGGCGGACGCAAGCGGAGCUGAGAGUGACGCAAGCAGACGCUGAAAGGGCACGAGUGGAGGCCAGCGGACUUCAGGACAAGUUGGAGAAGUCUCAGGGUGAAGUCUACCGUCUGAAGGCUAAGCUUGAAAAUGCACAAACUGAACAAGAUAGUCUGAAGGAGGAGUACGAUCGGAUACAAUCAUCGAUCAGCCGGCUGCACUCCGAGCGAGACAAGGCUACUGCUGAGCUGGAGAAGGCCCGUGAAGAGCUGGAGCGAACUCAGGCGACCCUCGGCAAGGCUCAACUGCAGCAGGACAAGUUGCAAGCAGCGCUGGACGCCGCACACUCCGAGAUCGACAAGCUGCAAGAGAAACUGGAUAAGGCUGCUUCGGAGAACAGGAAGCUGCAAGUGGACCGUGAGAAGCAGUCCUACGACUUCGAGUCGCUCCAAUCACAGCUUGACAAGGCACUGGGUCAGGCGGCCAGGCUGCAGAAGGAAAGAGACACAGCACAGCUGGACGCCGACCGGUUCCACGAUAAGCAUGAGAAGGCUCAGGCCCUGGUAGCUCGAAUCCAGAAGGAAAGGGAUGCAGCAUUGGCAGAAGCAGCUAGCUGUCGAGAGAGAGCGGAGGCGGCGGGGGCGGCGGCCAAUCGCGCCGCGAGAGACAGAGAUAGCGCGGCCACCGAGCUCGAAGUGCUUAGAGAGAGAUGGGAGAAGGCGCAUCAGCAGCACCAGAAGCUCACUAUGGAACGUGACGAUGCCUUGACACAGCUGGAAAUAAUGAAAGAAAAACUUGACAAAGCUCUGUAUUCAACACAAAAGACUAUUGAGGAAAAAGAAACGGCGCACAAAGAAUACGAGAAAAUGCUUGAAAAGUAUGAUAGGUCACAAAAUGAAAUUUAUCGACUGCAAAACAAGAUAGACAUAUUGGAAGCCGAUAAAGACCGAAUUGAGUUGGAACUCGAGAAACACUUGCAUGUAUCAACGAAGUCAAGAGAAAAUGAGCGGAAACUACAGGAUGAACUGGCAAGAUUGCAAGAAAUGUACGACCGGGCCAACUUACAGCUCGGUAGAACAAAGGAACAAGAGGAAAAGGCGAAGGAAGAUAUGGAUAGAUUGAACGUUGACAUAGAAAUGGUUCGUGAUCGCUACGAAAAGAGUCAAAUCGAAUUGCGAAGAUUGCAAGCCGAGAAAGAGAAACUGGUUGGCGAUAAUGAACGUUUACAGUUCGAAUACGACAGAGCAAUGACACAAUGUGGCAAAGCUCAGGCUUCCAACGAAAAGACUCAAGAAGAAAUGGCCAGAGUACAGAUUGAACUCGAAAAGAUGUACGAUAAGCACGAUAAGGUAUCGGCAGAGAUGAGAAGAGUUCAGGCUGAGUUGGACAAAGUGAAGGCAGACGCAAGUGGGGCCCGGGAAGAGGCCGAGCGGUAUGCGUCGCGGUACGGCAAGUACCACGAUAGCAAGGAAGAACACGAAAGGACCAAGAUGGAGGUGGAACGGCUCCGCGCGAGGCUCGAGAAGACCAACCUCGAGCUGGAGCGAGCGCGCAAGUCGGAGGAGGAAGUCACGCGUCUACGAUCAGAGCUCGAACGCAUCGAAGGCCUACGAGGUAAAUACCAAUUUGAACAGGAAAAAUGGAAUACAGAACUUAACCGAAUGCAGACAGAAAUGGACAAGCACCGAGAACGCUACGACGGCUCGCAAGCUGAAAUUCAGCGACUGCAGGCAGAGAAGGAGCAGGCUGAAACAAAAGUACACGAAAUCACCAUUCAGUUGGAGAUCUCGAAGGGCGAAGUGGUGAAACUGACGGCGGCUCUUGAAAAGCAACGGGUGGAUCUAGAACGUGCUCAUAUUGAGUGCGAGAAGUUCAGAGAUAGGUGUGAGAAGCUUAAAUUGCGAUCGGAUCAGUUGGACAAAGACAAUGAGCGCCUCAAAAAUGAGUUGCAGCAGAUCGAAAGGAUGAAGCUUCAAGCUGUUGCAGGCGACAAAGCGAGAACAGAGGACCGUCUUGAGAUUGAACGUCUCCGAGAUAAACUGGAGAAGGCAAUACAAGCACGGGACUCCACGGAAAUGGAGGCCGGACGGCUAGCGAAGGAGCUUGAAAAGUCACAAAUACACCUCGCAAAAUACCAAGAGACUAAUGAAACGACUCGUGUGGAAUAUGACAGGAUGACGAAUGAGCUUGGCCGUAUGCAUGAGAGACUUGAGAGGACGAUCCUAGAAAUGCGCCAGAUUGAACAAGAGAGAGAUGCACUCAGAGGAGAGAUACAAAAUACAAGACGCAACAUCGAACAACAACAGAGGACUUUAGAUCAUCGAACGCAAGAAACAUUGGUUAAAUUGCAACAAGAGCUGGCUCAGUCUGUGCGAGAUAGAGAAAAGAUGGCCUCAAUAUUAGAGCAGCGAGAUAAGCAAGCGGAUGCUAUCGAAAAGCAGAUUGUAAAAUUAGAGGCAGACACAAAGCAACUGACCAUCGAGCGAGAUCAGCUGGUCGCACAACUAGAGAAGUCUCAAGACAUGUUGGUUAACUUCCAGAGAGAGCUCAACGCUUCAGAGGCCGAGCUACAGAAACAGAGGGCAGAAGUGCGCAGAUUGCAAGAGGAACAGCGAAAGAUGGCACAAGACUCGGAGCGUGGCACAAAAUCCGUCCUAGAGGGUCGCGACAGGGAAAUCGUCAAGUUACAGCAACAAGUCCAGAACGUCACAAAAGAGCGGGACUCGAUACGGCAGCGCGCCGAAAUGGCUGAAAAGAAAGCGAAAGAGGUCGGUGAGGUUGACAAAUGGCGAGCGGCGGUUGAAGCGGAGAAAACCAAGGCUAUUGCCGCGGAAAGAGCGUUGUCGGAAUGCCAGCAGCGCUUGCAAUCGAUCGAGAAGCAAUUCCAUGCGCAACAGCAACAGUUGCAGCAGUUACAGGCUCGAGGACCUUCGGACGUGCGCGAGGUUCAGAAGCAGCUGGAAGCGGCUCAGGCGGAGGCGCGCUCGUUGGCAACAGAAAGGGAGCGAUGCCAGGCGCAGCUCGAGAUGCUUGUUCAGGAGUUGGAGAAGAGCCAGCUCGAUCUCCACGACGCCAACAAGAAGCUUCAAGCAGCUGGAAAUCAGAACGCCAAAGCUGGGGAAGACUCAGCCCAAGCUAGACGACAACUGCAAGAAGAAUUCAAGAAGUUAGAAGAUCAGAGAAAGCAGUUCGAAGAUCAGAGGAGAGCAGUAGAGAAUAAGAGGAAAGACGUGGAAGAGAAGGAGAAGUCGUUAGUGGAAUUAGAUCGACAGUUGAAGAAGAGAAAAGAGCAAAUGGACCAAAUGGAAGCGUCUUUGAGGAAGGCCGGCGGAAGCGCGGCAGCAGCCGGCGAGCUGAACCGAAAGCUGACGGAGUCCCAGAAGGAGGCCGACCAGCUCAAACAGUCUCUGGAGACGACACGAGAGGAGAGCAAGCGGCUGACGGCUGAGACGGAGCGACUGCUGCAGCUCGUGCAGAUGUCGCAGGAGGAACAGGCGCAGAAGGAGAAACAGAUUAUGGAGCUGCAACAGUCCUUGAGAAAUCUUCAAGCCAGAAUGAAAAGUCAGCAACAAGCACAAGCACAAAAAGAAGAGGCCGGGCCCGCUGGCUUCCUCAAAAGCUUUUUCUAAGUUAAUCCUUCGCACCAAGACUGCCAUUCAUUUAUUUGCUCUUUACUUUUACAUUUUUAAUUUAACCGUCGUCAAUUUUACUAAAACCAUCAGACUUCAUUCCUACGACGCCUUUGACCACCACGUCUUUCUUAAAACGUUUACUAACCAAACGCUUUAUGAUUGCAAUUUCGUAUUAAGUAAUGUUAUUGGAUAUAAUGUAAUAAAGAAGUGUUCAGAUAAUAAUGUGAUUAUAAAAUCCAUUGCAACUCUUGUUAUAAUACCAUGUAUACAGACCCCCAAGCCUGAUUGACAUGAGCCAGCACAUUUGACUGGGCUGGAGGAUUUGCUUAUGCUACCGGGAUCAUGUAAAAAUUAUAAAUAAAUAUCACUUCUAGUACAAAUAUUUAAAUAUCUUAUCUUGGGUAUAAAAGAGAAAGUGAAUAAUGAGUAUAAUAUUAAAAGAGCAAGAGUAUAGUACAAUUAUUAUUUUUUGUAGGCAUAGUAAAAUUUGAUAACUUACAUGACCGAAUUCAAAAAGCAUGAAAUGAUGAUUCGGGUUAACACGUAAACGUUUAUAGCAUAAACAAUGCAGACAUCAUUUAUUACUUGCCUACUGCAACGCGAUAAUAGAGAACUGUUUGUUGAAGUGAAAGGAAGUCAAUAUAUUAAAAUUUAUAUACUUAAAAAAUUAUACUUAUAUAAUUAUGAGAUGAUUUCGGUAGCACCUGCGUCCAGUCAAUAUUAGUCUAGCUAAUAACUUUUAAGUAAUGUUUGAAUCUGACAAUCGUGUUCAGCGGGAAUUAUUUUUUAAGUAUUAAUAAAUAUUGUAAAACUGUUAAGGAGUAAUCAUGUAUUUCUAGAUUGUUCAAGGAGUAAAUUGUCCAGUACUAGUCGGUGUCCCAGCUUGAUAUCUUGUUAUGCGACUAAACUAUCAGUAAUAAAUAAAAACUCUUUGUUGACUUUC
Plutella xylostella (diamondback moth) is the source of this 6892-nucleotide messenger RNA. Its product is annotated as ELKS/RAB6-interacting/CAST family member bruchpilot. Gene Ontology annotation, biological process: maintenance of presynaptic active zone structure; neuromuscular synaptic transmission; regulation of synaptic plasticity. NCBI's taxonomy places the organism in Eukaryota, Metazoa, Arthropoda, Insecta, Lepidoptera, Plutellidae. The record is from RefSeq and is a predicted model, not a curated record. Gene Ontology annotation, molecular function: structural constituent of presynaptic active zone. Gene Ontology annotation, cellular component: cytoskeleton of presynaptic active zone.